AUGGAAACUGAAUGUGUAACUGUAACAAGUUAUGUACUUGAACAAAGAAAAAAAUAUCCUGGUGCUACUGGUGAUUUAACUAUUUUACUCAAUGCAUUAUUAACAGCUGUUAAAGCUUGUGCAGCAGCUGUACGAAAAGCUGGAAUAGCUAAAUUAUAUGGUUUAGCAGGUUCAUCAAAUACAACAGGUGAUGAUCAAAAGAAAUUGGAUGUACUUGCUAAUGAACUUUUUAUUAAUAUGCUUAAAUCAUCCUAUACUGUUUAUAUAAUGGCAUCAGAAGAAAAUGAAAAUUUAGUUGAAGUCGAAAUACCAAAACAAGGCAAAUAUAUUGUAUGUUUUGAUCCAUUAGAUGGUUCAUCCAAUAUUGAUUGUCUUGUUACUAUUGGUUCAAUUUUUGGAAUAUGGAAAAAACCCGAGAAUUUCAAAGAACCGAUUGAUGCUGUAUUACAAAGUGGUGAACAUAUACGUUGUGCUGGUUAUGCUGUUUAUGGUUCAGCUUGUAUGCUUGUUUUAGCAACACGAGAAGGUGUUAAUGGAUUUACUCUUGAUCCGUCUAUUGGUGAAUUUAUUUUAACAGCACCAAAUAUGACAAUGCCAGAAAUGGGUAAACCAGGAUCACAGAGAAUUUAUAGUAUUAAUGAAGGCUAUGCUAAAUAUUGGGAUAAAGCUAUAACGGAAUAUGUUCAUUCGAAAAAGUUUCCUGAGGGUAAUGCAAAACCUUAUGCUAAUCGAUAUGUUGGUUCGAUGGUUGCUGAUGUACAUCGUACAAUUCUUUAUGGUGGUGUAUUCUUGUAUCCAGCAUCAAAAGAAGCAAAAGAAGGCAAAAUUCGUUUAAUGUAUGAAAGCAUUCCUAUGGCAUAUAUUAUUGAAAAAGCAGGUGGUGCAUCAUCAAAUGGUCAACAAUCGAUUUUAAAAAUUCAACCUAAAGGAAUUCAUCAAAAAUCACCAGUUUUUCUUGGUUAUAAAGAAGAAAUAGAAAUGAUUGAAAAACUUUAUCAAAAAUAUCCUCCUGGCACAUGGGCUCAUGAUUAA
Molecule: messenger RNA, 1032 nt
Organism: Rotaria sp. Silwood1
Lineage: Eukaryota; Metazoa; Rotifera; Eurotatoria; Philodinida; Philodinidae
Source: the annotation of a GenBank genome assembly